AUGUUGUACGCAACUGAGUCUCCGAAACUAAAAUUCAGAAAGAUGCGCUAUCAGAAAGCUUCAAUGAAACGCCGUGUGACGGUGCAUUUCGGCGAUGUGCGUGUUGUUGUUCCUUGUCAGAAUGAGAACACAACCGUAGCUGAUGUUGCUGAAGCGGCUAUAACCAGAUAUAAGAAGGCAACGGGUAAAAUAGAUUCGGAUGUGAGGAUAAAACGAAUGCAAUGUAUGAGUGAUAAGGGGAUCCUGGAUAUGGAUGAUAAACUUGUAGAUGUUUUCGACGAGAUUAGUGAUCAGAUUCUCGCAAUCUACGACGAACAAUCACCGAACGGUAGCGGUGCCGACGACUGUAACAUCUCUCCAGCUCCGUGUGCUCCAGUGAUUGGUCGAGUACGUGACAGCGUCGUGGAAAUAGUCAACCUGGAAAGUCCACCGAGCAAAGGGUUACGUGUUUCGUCAUCAGUGACGAAUACACGAACCCCAGGAACCACGGCGGCGACGGUGAAUCCAUCGCCUGCUUCGAUCAGAAGCUCCAGCGCCGACGAACCUCAUGAACAACCGGUACGAUCGUCUCUACGUUCCGAGACGUCAACACCGACAAAACAUCGUGUUACGCUCAGUCCUGAUGUGCAGAAAAAAUUGGUUUCCGAUGAGAAGGAAGCACGAUCAGCUGAUGCACGAUUGACACGUACCUCAGCGAGAAAAUCACGUCUAACUGAUAGCUUUUUCGAUGCGAAGGAACGAUUAGAGGAUGCUCGUGAAGCAACAGGAUCCCGUUCGGCACCGAUCACAGUUCGAUCGAAUCAAUCACGAGCUUUCAUAAGACCGGCUCUUGAUCCCGAGAACACUGUGAUCACUUUUCCGGAUGAUGAUUUAACGCCUAUGGGAAUUGAAGUAACGGGUGUGCAAGAUGAUCCAUCUUCAACAAAUGGACGUCUAUCCGCUGUACAGAUAUUACGUAUUGAACCGGAUGGUAGAGUAGGCAUGGACGGUCGCCUCAGAGUUGGCGACAAUAUCGUUGAAAUUGACUCGAGACCUAUUUAUCAGAUGUCAAUACUACGCGCUAGAGCAUAUCUCAGCGAGCUACAAUCUCGCGCUCAACCAUCGCUUACCGUAGCUCGACCGAUUUCAUCGUUCACGGAUCCGGUAGAUCCGCUUCUGAGAAAUCAACCAACCACGUCAUCGCUACCAAAUCGACCAAUUUUGUCUGCGUUGCAGCAGGCAAACACACAACACAUUGGUCAUACAAAGACCGUUGAGCUUAAGAAGACACCGGCCGGCUUUGGUUUUACCGUAACCGGUAGGGAGACGGCGAAAGGUGAACGACUUUUCUACAUUGGAACAGUGAAACCAAACGGAGUUGCUCUGGGACAUUUGAGAGCAGGAGAUCGUCUACUUAAGGUGAACGGCGAACCAACGGCAGAACUAACACAAGCAGAAGUUGUGGAUCGCCUAAAAAAAGCGGCCGUAGGGGAAAGAGUGACGUUUUUGGUAUCCAGAGUUGUGCAACCUGAAGACGAAGAAGAAGAGGAGAAAAAUAGUAACUCAAGUGAACGAGAGAACCGUCCUCCGACCCCAGUUACGGCUAACAUAACGAAAAAGGAAGGCGCUGAAGAGCCCAAGGUAACACCCUCACCACCCAUCUCAGCUCCCACUCAAUUAGGCUCCGAAACAGAAGAGCUGGAACUUGUCAUUCCACUGAAUGACACAGGAAGUGCCGGCUUAGGAGUAAGCUUAAAAGCACGGGUUACAGUACGAACGAAUGGAACAAGGCAGGAUUGUGGGAUAUUCAUCAAAAACGUUUUACACGGUGGAGCCGCCCAUAAAGACGGCCGACUUCGAGUGAAUGAUCGUAUCGUGGGUAUCGAAGAACUAAGACUUGACGGAGAAACGAAUGCAACUGCUAGUGAGGCAGUUUCACGUCGUUUAAAAGCGAUUGGUCCCACCGCUAAACAUGUACGAUUAUUUAUUCAACGUGCGAAAGCAUAUGGCGGCCCGGGUAUAAUUUCGCGACCUCAAGAGGUGUCACGAGUUUCCGUUGACGAAGAAGGAUCGUCGAGAAUUUCUGUGAUAGCAGCGGAAUCUACUACAUCAUCUGAGGAGAAACCAUCGCCGGCGGAAUGUCUGGAUUCAGAUUAUGGGAGAAUGGACGAAUCUGAGCUGGCGAACGUCUCGGAUCCAUUCAGCCGAGAGGCUCCAUCUCGCAAAAGUAUGAGUGAAAAGCGUGGUAUGGGAGCAUCUAACGAUCCGCACCAUAUUAAGCUUUUCCAGGAUAUCAAACAUCAGAGACAAACGAGUGCUCCUCUUUCUGCAAUGACCACCUCGCUUUCUUUCCACGGACAAAGUACUGCUAGAUCGACUUCACAACGAGCAGCAGCACGAGCACGAAGUCAAUCCGUUCAUCCUCGUGCACCGGCGCCGCCAAAAAUUUUGAAGAUGUCACCGGCGCCAACCCCACUAGCGCCACCACAACAACACAAUAGCGCUCCUGCUGUAUCAGAAAAGCGACGUUCACAAAGUGUUGAAAGUAUUACUCAAACUAGCCGAACUACACCUAAAAGCAAACAUGUUGCUAUGCCAUACCGUGGUGCACUUACCAGCGAUAGUUUCCGACAAGCAACUGAUUUCUACUCCGAGAGUGUUUAUGGUCAAGUUACUUCUAUGCCAUCACAUCCUCAUCAAUAUGCAGCCGAACCACCAGUUCUGGUAAAACAGCGCUCAACCAGUCGUGAUAAAGACAAACAACGAAGGAAAAGCUUGGGAGGUUUGAAUGUAAUGAAAUCUUUCCUUGGAUUUGGUAGUGGAAAGAGUAGAGAAGAAUCACCAUCGCAAAAAACUGACGCGAAAGCGGAAGAAGCUCAGAGGUUACGUGAAGAAGAGGAGAGGAGACGAAUCCGUGAACAUUACGAACGCCUUCGAGAAAAAGAAGCGGAAGCGAAUCGCCAAUCGUAUCCGCUCACUCCCGGAGCGGUUCGUCGUGAAGCGCAUCGUCUCUAUACUCCACCAAAUUACAAUUAUCCUCCUCAGUUCACAACAACACCAUCACCCUCUACCGAUCCACCUCUGAUCGUUGCGAAUUCUCGAUUCUAUUUUAGCCUCAGGGCUAGACCGGAAUGUCGACCAGCGUACCGGAAUACGAAUCGUACGACCUCAUCGACCGAUACCACAUGCACUGUUAUCCAGCCCCAGAGUCGCCCAACGUUACAACGAAUGGUACAGUCGGAGGAGUCACCACGGCCACCUACCAUCAUCGAGUCACCUACGGAGGUCAUUCACAACCGAUCCCCUACCACUACGCUAUUCCCAGUUCAAAAUCUUUCCACGGGAAUGCAGCCAGCACCGGAGGAGCGGCGCACUAUCCGCCAUACGGCGACUAUAGCGCCAACUGUCCACCGCAACAUGUACGUGCCGUUCCAAGCGCAGACUACUACCGAAUGUUUAACUCAUGGUUUGCCUACAGCGGAGAAGGAGUCGGUCAGACUCCUGUCAUUAAGGCAAAUUACGCAAGCCCCAUACGUACCGCAGCCGACGCAACAGGACGAACGUCGGCCAACGUCAGCUCCCGCAACCCCCACUACACUAAACCUCGACACGCAUCCGCUGAGUCGCCCCAACUAUACACCCACCGCUACCAAUACUAGGCAAGAGCUUACUUCACAAACAAGACGUGUUUCAUUACGGGCAAGGAAGAAGGCACGUCAUGGAGGAGUUCAUUCUGUAUUAAUUCCCUCACGACAUAGCGUUGUCAUCCCUUCGCCAACCUCGAACGAUAGUUCAUUCAAUGAGAAUUGUUCUAUUAUAAAUUUACCGUCUCCGACGCCGAAUCCAUCAAAAUUACGUCACGCCUCGCAUUGUCCUCAACGACGUUCUUAUUGUGAUCCACAAACGCUACGUACCCAAAGUCAAAUGGUGACCGCUAUCGAUCAACCGUCUGAUCAGCAGAAUGAACUCAAUCAUGUUUUUGAUUAUUGUCGUGUAUGGAACGAUUGGAAUCAACGUACGGGCGGUACGUUACCGUUACGACGUUCACGUUCGAAACCACGGUUACUGCUCGAUAAACAACUUUACACUGGUGUUACUGAUUGCUGA
Molecule: messenger RNA, 4086 nt
Organism: Necator americanus (New World hookworm)
Lineage: Eukaryota; Metazoa; Nematoda; Chromadorea; Rhabditida; Ancylostomatidae
Exons: 26
Coding region: 1-4086 (1361 amino acids)
Biological process (GO): establishment or maintenance of epithelial cell apical/basal polarity; establishment of cell polarity; microtubule cytoskeleton organization
Cellular component (GO): apical junction complex; apical plasma membrane; cell cortex
Molecular function (GO): protein binding; phosphatidylinositol binding
Source: RefSeq, a predicted model, not a curated record